This is a messenger RNA of Apis mellifera (honey bee), 876 nucleotides long. RefSeq names its product S-antigen protein-like. NCBI's taxonomy places the organism in Eukaryota, Metazoa, Arthropoda, Insecta, Hymenoptera, Apidae. The transcript has a single exon. The record is from RefSeq and is a predicted model, not a curated record. Bases 1 to 876 code for a protein of 291 amino acids.
AUGCUUCGACACAGUGUUGAUAACUUUUGGAAAAAAUUCGAGAAUCGUCCGUUUAUUAGUUGGCGAAAAAUUAGUGGACCGAAAAAUAGUGGACCGAAAAAUAGUAGACCGAAAAAUAAUGGACCGAAAAAUAGUAGGCCGAAAAAUAGUGGACCGAAAAAUAAUAGUGGACCGAAAGAUAAUAGUAGACCGAAAAAUAGUGGAUCGAAAAAUAAUAGUGGACCGAAAAAUAGUGGACCGAAAAAUAGUGGACCGAAAAAUAGUGGACCGAAAAAUAGUGGACCGAAAACUAGUGGACCGAAAACUAGUGGACCGAAAGAUAGUGGACCGAAAAAUAGUGGACCGAAAAAUAGUGGACCGAAAAAUAGUGGACCGAAAAAUAGUGGACCGAAAAAUAGUGGACCGAAAGAUAGUGGACCGAAAAAUAAUAGUGGACCGAAAAAUAAUAGUGGAUCGAAAAAUAGUGGACCGAAAGAUAGUGGACCGAAAAAUAGUGGACCGAAAAAUACUGGACCGAAAAAUAGUAGACCGAAAAAUAAUAAUGGACUGAAAGAUAAUAGUGGAUCGAAAAAUAAUAGUGGACCGAAAACUAGUGGACCGAAAAAUACUGGACCGAAAACUAGUGGACCGAAAAAUACUGGACCGAAAAAUACUGGACCGAAAAAUAGUGGACCGAAAGAUAGUGGACCGAAAGAUAGUGGACCGAAAGAUAGUGGACCGAAAAAUAGUGAACCGAAAAAUAGUGGACCGAAAAAUAAUAGUGGACCGAAAGAUAGUGGACCGAAAAAUAGUGGACUGAAAACUAGUGGACCGAAAGAUAGUGGACCGAAAACUAGUGGACCGAUCGAAGGAAUAAUUUCGAGACGAUUUGAUUGA